Messenger RNA from Telopea speciosissima, 828 nucleotides. Its product is annotated as protein FAR1-RELATED SEQUENCE 1-like. The transcript is spliced from 2 exons. Gene Ontology annotation, biological process: regulation of DNA-templated transcription. NCBI's taxonomy places the organism in Eukaryota, Viridiplantae, Streptophyta, Magnoliopsida, Proteales, Proteaceae. The record is from RefSeq and is a predicted model, not a curated record. Bases 1 to 828 code for a protein of 275 amino acids.
AUGCGGAGUACACAGCUAAGUGAAAGCAUAAAUGCAGACUUGAAGGAUUAUACAAAGUGCACUUUAGAUAUUGUACAAUUUUUUAAGCAUUUUGUGCGGGUAGUGAAUGAUAAGCGUGCUAAUGAAUUGAAGGCUGAGUUUGAUUCAAGAAAUAAGCUGCCAAAGAACGCAUAUAAGCACACACCCAUAAUGGUACAGGCAUCAAAAGUAUACACUCCUUUGAUAUUCGGCUUAUUUCAUGAUGAAUAUGAAUCAUUUGGUAUGUGCUACAUAAAAGAGAAAGAUGAAAGUAAUACCAUCCAAAAGUAUGUUGUUGGUGUUUUUAGUUCAGCUGGGGUGGGAUAUAAAGUUGAAUGUAAUCCAUCUGAGUAUAUACUUGAAUGUAACUGCAAGAAAUUUGAGUCAUUUGGCAUCCUAUAUUGUCAUGUUAUGAAGAUUAUGGAAAGAUUAGAUAUCAAGGUUAUUCCUGAAGCAUACAUUUUGAAUAGAUGGACACAUGGGGCAAGAAAAAUGGUAGUGGAAGAUAUCAGUGGAAAAGAAGUUGAGGAAGAUGUUAAUUUGGAUUUUACACAACGGUAUAGGAUUCUUUGUCCUAAACUAGUAAAGAUUGCUACACAAGCAUCCAAUUCAACUGAGGGAUAUGCAUUGGUGAACAAUGUUGCUAGUGAUUUGUGUAAACAAUUAGAAAAUCUUUCUCGGCAAGCCCCAAACUUAAAUGAAGAAGAAUCAACGGAGGAUUUAAAUCUAUAUAUAGUGAAAGGGCUUAAAAAGAAAGAGAGGAAGAAGAAGCCGGGCUCCAAUCCAAGCUUGCAGUUAUGGAAUGGUUAA